AGACAUUAGGUUGUCCAAAGUGUGCAGCCUAGUUGUCCAAAGUGACAAGCCCUUGAUGUUUUCAUCCAAUGCAUUUGCCAUGGCUUAUGAUUCCCGCUGCAUCAUCUUCCAGAAAUGCAUGGGCAAAUUGUUGGAAGGUGCCUGCCUCCACGGAGACAUGGAAAGACUGCGGAAGCAGCUCUUGGCCUUGGUCGAGUUGCACCUGGCCGACCUAUCUCAUUUGAAGAGUCAACAAUCCUUGGCCGCGUUCAGCGAAACACUGUUUGCCGACAGCCUGAUGUUUAUGGACGGUGGACAACUUGUGGAGACAUUGCAAGCUCAAUGGGAAAUCAGCUGCACUCAUGGUUACAUCAUCACAUUGCUUCGCACCAGAGCCCGUCUUGUGGAAUAUGAAAACUCAGAUCUUCAGCAUCUCGUUGGGCCAAUCGUUCACGCAACAUAUGAUUUGGCAAUCCUUGAUCUUGACAAGGCUGCACUUGAGCAUCGGGUGCGUUUGGCAGCAAGAUCUCGCUCUUUGAAAAUAGCAUGUCGAAGAGCUUUGUGCUGCGUGGUGUUUGCGGCACUUGGUACAUUGCUUGGCAGAUUUGGCAGAUGAAAUUCUGGCACAAGUUCCUGGGUGCUUUAGAGUGGCAAAGGAAUGGCUAAGGAGCAUACGGGACUGCCACAGUAUGCCACAGUAGCAGCUAGUAGCUGUAUGAGUUUCACUGGAGAAUUGCUGGUGGACAUGACACUUGUCCAUGUGGAUCGUGUUUGCCUUGAAACUCUAAAAAUUGGGUGUCCGUCAAUCACUUUGCGCGACUCCUGUUGAUUGCUUGCCAAGACUCUCCGAUGGGAGUGUUGAAGUCCUGCUUAGCCAUUUGGCUCGACGCUUGUGCAGGAGACAGAUAGGAAGAAAGCCUUGAGCGAUGGCUGUUGGAGAGCCACGGUUUGGGAAGAGUGCCAAUCCCUGCCAACAAAGUUCAGAAUGUUCAGACGAACAUCCAAGUCGUCUCGAGUUGCAGACGCAGCCCGAGGCUCCAAAUGCCAUCGUUGAGCAUCAACAGUACGCUUUGGGAUUCUGCACAAUUAAAGUCUUUGCAGCAAGGACCGAAGCUUUCUACAAGGCCUUGCGAGACAUUGCCCAGUACCUGCCACCAGAAGGCGAUUCUUCAAUUGAGGCCAUGCAAAUGGUCACAGCACAAAGGAAAUGGAUGUUCGAUGUUGGAUGCGCUGUAGGGCAGGUGGUAGGUACCUUCUACCAGCUGGAGAAGAAUACUUUGAUGGAACUUCAAGUGAUGUGGGAGACGGGGCAAGGAAAUUUGUCUGUGAAAGGCAUGAAAAAGAAUUUCCGUGCAACAAUCAAGAAUUUGAUGAUGUUGACAGAAUAUCGCAAGGCAGCGCAAGAGAAGAUUGACGAGUGCAAGAGCUUUGCCAAUCAAAUGGUGAUAUGGAAAGGACAGGAGCACAAGAUGCAGCAUGCUGUGAUGGAGCUGUUGGGAAACUUUGGUGGCGGAGAGCAGUGUAAGGCACUGCUGCGUGACUUGGACACGCGAAGCAAGGACCUCUCUGCAGCUCUGGAAGAAGAGAAGAAGGUAGCAAAUCAGGUAGCAGAGCUUAGCGGCAAAAGGGAGGAGCUCCAUUGCAAGUUCCUUGUCUAUGACAGCAUUGCAGCAAAUGAAACGGGCUCGUUGACUACCCUGCAAGAGCGCGCCAAAAAGGCAGAUGAGAUCGCUGCCCAAAAGGAAGUGGACGCAGCAGAAACCAUGGAGAGCACGCGCUGGGGCAGGCUAGGCAGGUGGUUUAUGGAGUGGACUGACAGCAAGGUCGAUGUAGCAGCGUGGAGGGCAGAGCGCUUCAGAAGUAUUGCCAAAGCUGCCAAACAAGCCCUUGGAGAUCAACAAUCGCUGACACAAAUGGCCGCUCAAGAGGCAGGUGUUGUAAAGGGUGAGCUCACCACUGUAGAGGUGAAGCUGAAGGGGGCCAAGGAGAAAUUGAAAGAAGCUGCUCAAGCAACAACAGAUGCCAGGAUUCAACUUCGCGAAUUGAAAGCACGGUGCCAGGAGUUGAGGAAAACAUUUGGUGGCCUAGACCUUCAGCAGAUUGGCUCGUUGAGGGACCACAUGCAAAACUUCCCUGAACUUUUGGGAGCACAGGGCAUGGAAGACCAUGGCAUGUUUGCUUCAAUGGAAGGUGCACUGAAGCAGCAUGAGCGGUUGGUGAACCGUAUGGAAACAUUCCUGGAAGAGGAAGAUGAUCAGGAGUGCAUCAGAAUCUUGAAUAGUUUGCGCUCGGUCAUUUGCAAAGCCAUCGAUGAUGCACAGUUCUUUGCUGAGCGGCUCAAACCUCUCCAGGACAAGAUUGUGGCGCGAAUGAACGCCCUGCCACUGCCAGAUGCUGAAUGCAAGGCAGCUCCUAAGCCCAUGGAGCAUGAAGAGCAUGCUUCCAGUGAUGACUGGGAGCGUGUGACCUUGUCUGCAGACGAUGCCUUGUGGUGAGGCCAAUUACCCUGCACAUUUGGCGCAGAGUCGGCUAUAGCAGUUGGUUGAGACUGCAAUGUGCAGCUAAGCUCGACAUGCGCGGCAAAGUUCGCUAUGGCUCGUUCCCAAAUGUUUUGAUUUUGUUCCUUAGGUCCUAAGGUUUCCUGCAGCUAUCGUGUACUGAAGCUAUGCGAAGCAUAAGGUUUCCUGGCCCAAGAGUAGUUUCCGGCUCAAUGUAUGUUUAUUGUAACCCAAAUGUCAUAGUUACUUGCUUGGACAACUUGAGCUAUGGAAAUUGUUCUGAUAAAUGUGUGGAGCGUUUCGCAGAAAGCUUUGCUGGAAAAUCUAAUGCACAUCGGGUUUGAAAUGAUUCUAUCUAUUGAUUGCAUGUUUCUCUUUCAAGUUGUGGUUCGAUAGGUAUGGCUGAGUUGGGAUCCCAGGAAGGACGGUUUGAUUGGAGGAUUGCAUCAGAAGAUUAAGGCCAUGAAAGCGUUGCAUCCAUAGGGUUGUAGCUUUAAUGAUGUUUGAUGAUUGGGUAGUAGUGCUUGGCUGGUGCUUGGAUGUUUCGCAGGUGUCCGAUUCUAAUUAAUUUGCUUGUGCGAAGCGUAUCAUGAGCGUCCAUUGCAAGGGUGAUUUGGCAGGGCAACAUUGCAUGGAGUCAGCUGUUAAGUGAGGUUCCUGUGUGGAAGGGCGGACAU
This is a messenger RNA of Durusdinium trenchii, 3154 nucleotides long. Lineage: Eukaryota; Dinophyceae; Suessiales; Symbiodiniaceae. The record is from the annotation of a GenBank genome assembly.